Molecule: messenger RNA, 1068 nt
Organism: Cucurbitaria berberidis CBS 394.84
Lineage: Eukaryota; Fungi; Ascomycota; Dothideomycetes; Pleosporales; Cucurbitariaceae
Product: glycoside hydrolase family 10 protein
Exons: 5
Coding region: 1-1068 (355 amino acids)
Biological process (GO): carbohydrate metabolic process
Molecular function (GO): hydrolase activity, hydrolyzing O-glycosyl compounds
Source: RefSeq, a predicted model, not a curated record
AUGUUGUUCUCAAGCCUAACUACCGCUCUGGCGCUCGCCAACGGUGCUGUCGCCAUACCUACCUACAGCCUCAAAACACGUCAAGCCACCACCCUCAAUGCGGCCAUUAUUGCGAAAGGCCGCUCUUAUAUCGGCACUUCUCUCACCAUCCGUAGCGACAAUACUGAGCAGAACCUCAUCAAGUCCGCCGAAUUCGGCUCCAUCACCCCCGAAAAUGCCAUGAAGUGGGAUGCUACGGAGCCUAAUCGUGGAUCAUUCAGUUGGGGCAAUGCAGACCAGAUCGCCAAUUUUGCCACGCAGAAUAACAAGCAGAUGCGGUGUCAUACACUUGUCUGGUAUAGUCAAUUGCCGAAUUGGGUGACACAGAUCAACAACAAUGCUACGUUGAUGAGCGUGAUGGAGAAUCACAUCAAGCAAGUUAUGGGCCGCUACAAGGGGAAGUGUACACACUGGGAUGUUGUCAACGAGGCUCUCAACGAGGACGGCACAAACAGAGAUAACGUCUUCCUCCGUGUAAUAGGCGAACAAUACCUCCCUAUCGCUUUCCGCAUGGCCGCAGCAGCAGACCCAACAGCCAAACUCUUCUACAACGACUACAACCUCGAGUACGGCGAGGCCAAGCACCAAGGCGCUAUCCGCAUUGUCAAGCUCGUCCAGUCUUGGGGCGUCAAGAUCGAUGGUGUCGGCCUGCAGGGUCACCUUGUCUCCGAGCCGACUGGCACUCAGAGCAUUGUUACGCCCAGUGUUGCAGUCCUGACCAAGACGCUACAGGAUUAUGCUAACUUGGGCGUUGAUGUUGCUUAUACGGAAGUCGAUAUUCGGUCAAAGACACCGACUACUACGCAGAAAUUGAACGAUGCGGCUGCUGCUUGGGCACGUGUUGCGCAGUCAUGUAUUAACGUGGAGCGAUGUGUGGGUAUCACAAUCUGGGGUAUUGCUGAUAAAUACUCCUGGGUCCCUCAAACAUUCAAUGGCGAGGGCUCAGCUCUUUUGUGGACUGACAACUUCCAGAAGAAGCCCGCGUAUCAGGCCUUCUUGGACGUUCUCAAUGGCAAGACAAUAACUUAG